CAUGGCGGAGAAAACCACCAUCGCCCCUAACUCCACCACCAACAGUUAUACUUGCAUUGAAAACAGCAACAAUAACGGGGUUAUGAGGAAUGGGCAGUUGGAGACGAGCAAAGCGGAGAGACACGUCUGGCUAAUGAAAUGCCCUCCCCUCGUUUCUCGUUCUUUGAACCAACAUCAUCCUCAUCCUCAUGACUACUCUUCUUCUUCUUCCUCUUCUACCACUUCGUCAUCGUUGUCAUUUUCGUCUUCUUCUGAUGGGCCUAUUGCUAAAGUCGUCGUCGCCGUCGACCCUUUACUCCCCAACGACGACUUCUCUUCUACUCAGUUCACUAUGGAAUUGGCUGGCGCGGAAUCUGGAAACAUUCCCAAGUGCUAUUCCAUGGACAUGUCAACGGAUUUUAUUCCAAUGUCUGUAUUCUCCGAGUCAGCUCAAGGAAAGGUUUCUGUGGAAGGGAAAAUCUAUCACAAAUUUGACAUGAAGCCUCACGGUAAAACCAUUGAGGACUAUGGAAAAUUAUGCCGUGAGAGGACAACCAAAUACAUGACAAAAACUAGACAGAUACAGGUUAUUGACGAUGAUAGUGGUCAGCAUUUAAGGCCUAUGCCUGGAUUGUUUGGUCUAAAGGCUUCAGGACCUCAAGAGAAGAGGAAAAUGCCAGUUAAGAGUUCAGAGUUGAAAAGAACAAGAAGGGACCGUAAUGAAAUGGAAGAGAUCAUGUUCAAGCUCUUUGAAAGGCAACCAAAUUGGACACUAAAACAACUUGUUCAGGAAACAGACCAACCAGAGCAAUUUCUGAAAGACAUGCUUAAACUUCUCUGCGUAUAUAAUAACAAGGGAUCAAAUCAAGGCACUUAUGAGCUGAAGCCCGAGUACAAGAAAUCUGAAGAUGAGCCGAACUCCAAGUAGUGUGCAGGAUAUAUGAUUUUUGAAGAUGAGCGGAACUCCCAAGUAUAUGAUUUUUGUUUCGCCUUACCGGCCUUCUUUGCUUCUUGCUUCACCUUGUGAUUCUGUAAAUAAUUAGAUACAGUCUGCGGUUUAUGAUUGACAAGAAAGCAUUGCCUUUCUGUUGAUAAAUUAUCCAUCAUUUUGAAGUUUUUAUUA
Coffea eugenioides is the source of this 1102-nucleotide messenger RNA. Its product is annotated as general transcription factor IIF subunit 2. Bases 2 to 907 code for a protein of 301 amino acids. Gene Ontology annotation, cellular component: transcription factor TFIIF complex. Gene Ontology annotation, biological process: transcription by RNA polymerase II; transcription initiation at RNA polymerase II promoter. NCBI's taxonomy places the organism in Eukaryota, Viridiplantae, Streptophyta, Magnoliopsida, Gentianales, Rubiaceae. The record is from RefSeq and is a predicted model, not a curated record. The transcript is spliced from 6 exons.